This is a messenger RNA of Prunus dulcis (almond), 800 nucleotides long. RefSeq lists its product as uncharacterized. Bases 32 to 502 code for a protein of 156 amino acids. The transcript is spliced from 2 exons. The record is from RefSeq and is a predicted model, not a curated record. NCBI's taxonomy places the organism in Eukaryota, Viridiplantae, Streptophyta, Magnoliopsida, Rosales, Rosaceae.
AAUCACCACUACCCAUGCAAAUACAGAAAGCAUGGCCAUGUUAAGUAUCCACAAUAAGAAAGGGGGUUCUUCUAAACCCGCUUAUCAAUUCCGCUCACAACAAGGAUAUAAUUCACAACAAGGACAGAACUCACAACCUCGUUCCUCUUUUCGAGGGAGCCAAAAAGAGACUCGACGUUGCACUCACUGCAAUGGAGAUACUCACACCGUUGAUACUUGCUAUUAUCUCAAAGGGUUCCCUCCAGGACAUAAGUGGCACAACAAAGAAGUCUCUCUGCCUGAUAGAGGAAGCAGUUCACACCAAGGAAACCAAAGGAAGUCACAUGCUGCCAAUAAUGUCCAAAACUCAGAUUCACAAGUUCAUCAUCUCCAGUCCAUCGCGCCCCACCUUACACUAGACCAAUGCCAACAAAUUAUGGGCGCUGUAGGUAAAGAAGAUGUUUCACAAACCCAAGUAAAUUUUGCAGGACUUGGUUACGAAGAAGAUGAUUGGAUUGGGUAGGCGGCAUGGCAACCUAUACUAUUUUGAUUCAAACUAUAUUUCUCAGAAGCCACCAUCCUCCUCACACCAUGUGUUAUCUCGACAAAAUCUUUGGCACCUGCGGUUAGGACAUCCAUCAGAUGCCCGCCUUCGUAUCUUGGCUCAACAUGAAUCUGAUAUUUUCUUUUCCCAGCACUCUUGUGAUUUUUGCCCAUUGGCUAAACAAACUAGACUUCCAUUUACUUUAAGUUCCAUUUCAAGUAUUGCUUCUUUUGAUUUAAUUCAUUGUGACAUCUGGGGUCCACAUAAAAUUUCUUCU